UGUGGGGCGGGCGCGGUGCCGGCUCCCCCCGGUCGGGGCGGCGGUUGGUUUCUCCUGGCAGCGGAGGCAGGGCCAGGCGCGGCGAGGGUGGGCGCGGAGUUGGCGGCGGGGCUGGGGGAGGCGGCGGCGGAGUUGGCUCCGGACGCGGUGGCAGGAGGUCCGCGGAGCGGAGUCGGCUUCGCCUCGCCUCUCCUUGCCGGCCGGAGCCGAAUGCGCCCGGAGGGGAAGGUCCCGUCGCGGGCCGGGCCGCCGCCGCCCGCCGGUGCCGGAGCCGGAGCGAUGUCGGGGCGCGAAGCCGAGCGCGGCGGGGCGCUGUGCCUGGGGCUGCUGCUGCACGUCCUGUUGGGCUGCGGCUCGGCGCAGCAGCCCGGCGGCUGCCCGGCCGGCUGCGAGUGCUCGGAGGCGGCCAAGACGGUGAAGUGCGUGAACGGCAACCUGACGGAGGUGCCGCCCGACCUGCCGCCCUACGUGCGCAACCUCUUCAUCACCGGCAACCCGCUGCGCCGCCUGCCCGCCGGCGCUUUCGCCGCCCAGCGCCUGGCCGAGCUGGGCGCCCUCAACCUCAGCGGCAACCACCUGCGGGUCGUGGAGGCCGGCGCCCUCUCGGCCCUGCCCGCCCUGCGGCAGCUGGACCUCAGCGGCAACCCGCUGGCGUCCCUCAGCCCGCAGGCCUUCGGCGAGGGCGGCAGCCCGCUGGAGGAGCUGGCCCUCCGCGGGGCUCUGCACGACCAGGGCGCGCUGCUGGGGCUGGCUGCCCUGCUGCAGGCCGGGGCCCUGCGCAACCUCAGCCGCCUGGAGCUGGCCGACAACGGGCUGCUGCUGCUGCCCGCCGGCAUGUUCGGCGCGCUGCCCGCCCUGCGGCACCUGGACCUCAGCAACAACUCGCUGGUGGGGCUGCGGAACGUCUCCUUCCAGGGGCUGGGCCAGCUGCAGAGCCUCAACCUCAGCGACAACUCGCUGGGCGUGCUGAGGAACGGCACCCUGGCCCAGUGGCGCGGGCUGCCCGCCCUGCGGCGCAUCGGCUUCGGCCGCAACGCCUGGGUCUGCGACUGCGCCAUCGAGGACCUGGUGGCCUGGCUCAAGGAGAGCGACCAGGUAGAGGGCAAGGAGGCCCUGACCUGCGCCCACCCCGAGAAGAUGCAGGGCAAAGCCCUGCUGAAGAUCAACGCCUCUGACCUGAACUGUUCCAUGCCCAUAGACCUGCCUUCCCAGCUACAGACUUCCUACGUCUUCUUAGGGAUAGUCUUGGCUCUCAUCGGGGCCAUCUUUCUCCUGGUUUUGUACUUGAACCGAAAAGGAAUCAAAAAGUGGAUGCACAACAUCCGAGACGCCUGUAGGGAUCACAUGGAGGGAUAUCACUACAGAUACGAGAUCAAUGCUGACCCCAGGUUAACAAACCUCAGCUCCAACUCGGAUGUCUGACAGAGCGCCGCGGAAGCGGGGCAGCGCACAGUAGCUAUGCAUGAAACGUAGACUGAUGCUUUACCCUUGUGCUUGCUUCCCUCUCCCCAGAGAAAUCUCAGACGUGCUUGCAACAUGAGGGGGAUAUGCCUCCAUGUGAUGUUCAUUACCCUUCUCUCUUCGUUCUGAGAUGCUGGGGAGCUGCGCAUGGUGUUGGGCUGUAUGUAAGAAACAAGCUGCUACUUCUCUUCCUCCUUACCUGUUUUCGUUGGUACUCAUGGGAAGCUUUUUCCAAGAUCUCAAACGAAAAAAAGGAUUCUCUCUGUGACGCUCCAAAGCCACCAGAGUUUAUAUUAUAUAUACAUAUAUAUAUACAUACACACACAGAUACAACAUUCAACAAAAGCUGCCUCAACUUUUUGGGAAAAAAGAUUACAAUCUUCUGUGCCAGUUUUGGUCCUGUAUAUCUGAAUUGUGAUGACAAUGAUUCCAUUUCAUAGACUUACACUGAAUCUCAGAAAAACAAAGAAACUCCUUUUAACAAGUCCUCUGUAACAACGAAGGAAAUCAAAUAGUGAGCAUGCACAAAUACUUUAUAGUUUUACAUGUUAGGUAAUUUACAAUCUCAGUAAGUCUCUUAGUAUUUUAUACUAAGUUAUUUUUGAUUGCAGUUUACCUGAAAAGACUUUUUUUUUCUAUAUAAGCUGCAUCUAAACUCCGUCUGAACCAUUAAAUUCAAUAAACAGUCUUACAAGAACUUGUGUUGAAGUUUGCUGUUUAAUGAGAAAUGUAUGGACAUCUAAGAAUGUUAAUAACUUUAGAGUCUCUGGAGUAUUAGCCUUAUGGUAGUAAUCCGAAUAAAAUUUUGUACGAACAUGUAGCUUAGAGACAUAAAUAUUUAUGACAAUUUUGUGAAAUAGGCUUUAAGAAUUACACUGAUCAACGGCGAGAGUAGUUCCACUUGGCACAAAAGCCCCAGUCUGCUCUCCCUAAACAACUGCAAAACGUCGAGACAGAUGCUAGUGUCUAUCUAGCUGAGAAGGUACGAGCUAAUAGAAUUUACAUAAGCUCUUCUCUACCAAAUUCAAAAACAUUCAAAUUAAAUUGCAGUGUUUGCAAGCUAAAGAAAAUUUUACCGGAAUGGAGUUGUUUGUUAUAAAAGAUAUGCUUGCAGGUCCUGAACUAAAUUAAAUGCAGCUCAGUCAUGUAGUCAGUGAGCUUCAGACUUGUAAGUCAGUGCAGUACUUAGUAAAUUAAGUUCUUACUGUUUGAUUUUAAACUCUGGGUGCGAUCCUGUAGUGACUACAUUGAGUAACUCGAUGGAACUUUGCAUUUAUCUUAAGACUUCUAACAGGUACAUUUAAGUAUUGUGUAAUUUCUCAUGCUUAUUACUUGCUUGGGAACGCAUUUUCAUGUAAAUAUAUGAAGCAUGCGAAGAAAAACUUCAGAAAUGCAUCAUUUACUAACUAACUCUGAAGGCAUAUCGAAAGGUUAGCAAGAACCUUCCAAUGGCCGUCAGUAAUUAAUGCACUUUUCCUAAUACAUUCUUAGAUUUUCAAUGAAAAAAAAAAUACACCAAAUGUGAAAGUGUAAUGUAAAUUGGUAUCUGUCAGUAUAUUGGUGGAGCUUUUUCCAUGGUCACUGUUAAUGGAAGCUCGUAAGCAUCUCUAAAAUUUUAUGAAUUAGCAGCAAAUUUCCUUCAUUUUCAAAAAUGACGGUUUUGUCAUAGAUAUAUGCCUUCGGUAAGAGCUCAUAAAUAUAAAAUAGUCCUUAAGGAAUCAGAAGAAAUAUAAUCUAUCUGGGGCAUCAGUAUUAUUCAAAUGCAUUUUUCUCUCCUUGUAACUUCAGACAUUGUCAAAACAAGUAGCACAAGUUGGUUUAGACUAAUUUUCUAUUUCUUUAAAUGGGCUUUAUUCAAUACCAGCAAUUUUUUUAAUGUGCUUUUGUACAUUUGCCCUCAAAAGUUAAAAAGAACAUUAAGUACAAUCAAUAUUUUGAUAAAUCAGUGUAUUCUACAAUUAAUAUGUGUUCAACAAUAGCCUAUUUCUCCUGCUUUAUUUAAAUGUAUGAGCAAUACCUGAAUAAUAGCAUAUGAAUUUAAGUUUGUGGAUUCUUAAAAGCAAACUGCUGGCCUGAAUGUUAGCUGCACAUAUUUUAAGAAUAGUGUAAAAAGCCCGGUGUGAAUAAUUAUUACUGUGCAACUAUGCAAACUGUUCAUACUUAGCAUACGUCCAAUAGUUUAUGUAACAAGGUAGAGUUUACAAUAGCUAUGCAGUGUGCUGUGUUGUAUUGGUCAUUUUGGAGAUUAUCAAUUUACAGUCAUCUAUACAGUGCCAAGAGGAGAGGAGUGUCAUUCUUGCUUAAGAUGCUUCUCUAAUGUUAUAGGUAAAAUAUGUACAAAGACAUUUCUUGGGCAAUUUCUUGUUUGUUUGUUUUCUUAACAGAUGCUUUCAAGUAACUGCAGCGAAAACCUAUGAUCCGUAAUGUGUUAAUGUAACAGACAUGCAUUUAUAGAACUGUGUAAGGAUGGGCAACGACUUGAAUCACCGUCUGUCACCACUGGACUGAGUAUUUGUAUAGUGAGCAAGUGUAACUCUUGUACCACACCUAUUAUUCUAAAGAUUAUUAUUAUUUUUGUAUCAUGGAACCUCAUUGUAAUAGACUUUAAUUAGAGACCUGGUGAUGGAGACUUUAAAAUAUUUUUUCCAUUUGCUUGUAUGUGCAUUUGUUAGGAUAUAACAGUUAGCAUGUGUGAAUAUUGUGAUGGAUGACAUUCUCUUACAGUGUUUGACCGACAGUGAAUGCUUUGGUGUUUUGUACAAUGCAUUUGGUCUUAAAUCCCCUUCUAUAACCAGUGCUUGAAAUUUGUUUUCCUUUCCUAUUAUGAAAUAGUUACAGUGGUACUCAGAAGACAUUUAAAAAGUAGCUCCCAAAGUGCUUCAGAGCUUGGUUAAAAACUAUUCCAUUUAAAAUAGCGUUAGUUUAAGGGUUCUUCUGAAGCAUAUUUUAUUCUGCUUUGACACCUAAAACUUCCAUUGAUUACUAUUUCCAGAGCAGCUUAAUUAGCCAGGCUGUUUUAUUCAUUCAUUCUUCAAUAAAACACGUGCAGUACUAAACGCCUCUAAAAUGUGUUUUGUAUACAUAAAACCCCAAAGUUCUGCAUGACACAGUUGUCAGUGAUGUUUCAUGGAAAUCGGAAGGGAGUGGGCAAAUCUGAAGGGAAGGCAACGCAGCUAAGAAGCAAGAACGAUAGAUUAUCCAAGGGUCAGCUGCUCUCUUAAAACUAGUUUUAGUAAUAAUGAGCUUAAAACUUUCUUAGAGAAGUAACACAAGGAAUUGAAGUUGUUUUAAUGUAUCUUCCGUAAAUAUUUUCUAUAUGCCCUGUUGCCAAGUAAGAAACAGAAAAUUCCCUAAAUGUUUCUUUACCCAAGGUAGCUCAGUUUUAGAUCACCUGACGUUUUUUACUCUCAGCAAGCCAUAAUAUUCCCAAUAAUUUUUACAUCCAAAAAGUACUUUGAAUCUUUGUGCAACUGCUUUAAAUCUUUUUAUUCUGGGUAAUUUACCUUUUAAGAACUAGUGGCAAUCCCCGGCGACGUGGUAGCUCGUGAAGCCGCCUGUUCAGACCCAUAUGCAGUUGUUGACUGAGAUGUCACUGAAGAUAGGCAUGACAAAAUAUUCGCAAGAUGACUGUGCCAAGAUCCCAACUCUCAUUAUUCUACCAGCAUUUUCCCUGUGAUAUACUCUGCUCUUUGUGCAUCUACAUAAUUUCUUUUUUUUGCUUCAUUUUCCCAAGAAAUCCAUUAAAAGUAGUAUCAUGAAUCUGCGCAGGUGGAGAAAUCAGUCUGACUGCACCUGUAUUUAUGGUUUUGCAUCUUCAUUUCCCGUUACGUCUUAGCAUGAAAAAGAGCCUUUGUCGAGGUGGACAGAGUGAUAAUCUGAUAUGCUCUUUUUCUUUAGCAGCUGAAUGUUCAAGAAGAACCAUUCAUUCUCAGCAUAUGAUGAAGGAAAAUAGCAUUUGGUAAGAAAAACAUUUCAGUUUCAAGCUUCCAAAUGGCAUUUAUAUUCUUCAAGAGACAGUUGAAGGGAGAAGCUUAUAAAGGAAAGAGAGAUAUCAGCACUGAAAAUCAGAACGCUUAUCGACAGGAAAAAUCUGCAUCUUUUAUGUUAUGGUCACAGUUUAUGGGUAUGGCUCUAAUUUCUUCCUGUUGCUAUAAAUAGAGUUUUUGCUAACAGGUGGAGUCACGUCCUAUAAUAUUUGCAAUGCAGGUGGUUUUGGGGGUUGUAAUAGAAGAUUGAAUUUAAUUCAGUUUGCUGAUUUAAUAAUGACUAAAUGAGGCCCACAGCUCCAUGCUCUGUUUUUAUAAAUGUGCUGCUUGCUAGUUGCAAAGCCCUUGACUUAAAUGAAAGCCCACCAAGGCAGAGGGAAGGACAGUCUGUUUGGGGAGUGUGACAUUUACUGGAUAUUUCAUACAUGCUUAAAGAAGAGAAACAAACCAUGUGGGUGGCAAGGGUCCUUUGCUGAAGCAGGAUUAAAACGCGUUUCUCUGGUUUCUUGAGUCAAUUUAGCAGUAGCAGAAAAGUGGUGCCUUGUACUGACACAACAAACCAAACAGCACUCCUUUCCCAGCUUGGAGG
Molecule: messenger RNA, 6036 nt
Organism: Cygnus olor (mute swan)
Lineage: Eukaryota; Metazoa; Chordata; Aves; Anseriformes; Anatidae
Gene: TPBG
Product: trophoblast glycoprotein
Exons: 2
Coding region: 211-1422 (403 amino acids)
Biological process (GO): negative regulation of canonical Wnt signaling pathway
Cellular component (GO): plasma membrane
Molecular function (GO): protein binding
Source: RefSeq, a predicted model, not a curated record